Molecule: messenger RNA, 1681 nt
Organism: Spinacia oleracea (spinach)
Lineage: Eukaryota; Viridiplantae; Streptophyta; Magnoliopsida; Caryophyllales; Amaranthaceae
Product: myb family transcription factor PHL7-like
Exons: 7
Coding region: 595-1482 (295 amino acids)
Molecular function (GO): DNA binding; DNA-binding transcription factor activity
Source: RefSeq, a predicted model, not a curated record
AGUGAAACGUGUAAAUGGCCGUCGACCGUCGUCCUUCCCACGCUAUAGGGGGUUGAUGUUGAUUCAAUUCAAUCCCGGAUUUUCUUUUUCUCUCUCUGUUCCCCACUUUCUUUCUCUCUCUUCCCCCAAAUUCACACCAAUAAAACUCACAAAAAUCCAAAAUUUCCUGCAACAAAAAACCCUCUGCCACUAAUUAACCAACGCCAAUCUCCUCUCACUCUCCAUUUUUUAUUUAUUUUUGCCCUAAAUAAUUCAUUUCCCAUAGUUUUCAAUUUGACCUGCUCGAUUAAUCCAGCUGAUAUUUGCAAAAUCUGGAGUUUGCUUUUUGAUUUAAUCAUUUAUUUGCCUUUUUUUGUGAACUGGGGUUCUUUGAUUUCUCUCUCUUUUUGGUACGUCAACAGUCCCAGAUUUUGACCUCUCUGAUAUCAUCAAUUUCUGGGUUUAAUUUAAGCUUCUUAGUUUAAAGCGUGACUUCAUGAUAGUAACGGUCUAAUUUACUAAUUUCCCCAGAAAUCCAGUUUUGGAUUUGUGAUUUUUUGAGAAUUGGUGCCUCAAUUUGAUGCAAAGCUCCGUUCUUAUUUCUGGCUAUUCGACAUGUACCACACUAAAAAAUUCUCGACAACGAGCUUGAUGCCGCAUAAAACACAAGGGAGUGAGCCAGUUGCCAAUGCUGGAGCCAUGGGAAAUUCUUCCAUGAAAAACUCACCUCCUCCUGGGGGAAGUGGAAAACAACGACUAAGAUGGACUGAAGAACUUCACAACCGUUUUGUGGAUGCAAUCACGCAACUUGGUGGACCAGAUAGGGCAACCCCUAAAGGAGUUUUAAGAGUGAUGGGUGUACCCGGACUUACCAUCUACCACGUGAAAAGUCAUUUACAGAAAUAUCGCCUUGCUAAGUAUCUGCCAGAGUCGCCUGGUGAUGGUACAGUAGGUGCCAAGGAUGAAAAGAAAGUUUCUUUAGACGGCUUAAAUGCAGAUUCUUCCCAGGGAUUACAGAUUAAUGAGGCACUUAAAAUGCAAAUGGAGGUCCAAAAACGUCUUCAUGAGCAGCUUGAGGUUCAAAGGCAGCUACAAAUGAGAAUUGAAGCACAGGGGAAAUAUCUACAGAAGAUAAUAGAGGAGCAGCAAAAACUGGGCAGUGUCCUAAGAGCUUCUGAAGCGUUACCAUCAUCCAACGAUGAAGAAGAGGAGAGAGAAAAGUCGUUAGAUUCUCAGCCAGGUAGGGAAGAAGCUUCCACAUCUCCUCGGAAGAAGCAGAAGUUGGAUGAUUCAUCAACAAGCAACGUCGUUGAUAUACUCCCGGUUCAUUUAGAAAAUAGCCCGAAAAAGGCUCACCUCGACCAAUGGGGUCGUAGUCUAUAUGGCUGCCCUGCUGGGUUUGGGCUCGAUUUGGAAACAGAGUUCAAGAAGCAGGAAAACAGUGAACGUGAACGCGAACAAAGAAUUCCAUCGGAAUUGGAUUAUCCAGGUAGUUCGAAGUAGGGGCGGGCAGAAACCGCAUUUAGAAAUAGGGCUGGUAAUCUUGCAUUGCACACCUGUUUUUGUAAAUAGUAUUAUUAUUAUUAUUAUACAAAUUUGUAACAGUGUAAUUUACUUGUAGUUGAUUUUGUGUAAAUGAUCACACCUUUGAAGUUGAAGUGUCAUAUUUGGACUUUGGAGAUGAAACUUUUUGACUUGUUAA